AUGUCAGAGAGUGGUAAAUCAAGAAAACGUAACAAGUCUGAUGAUAAUGCAGACAAUUACACAUGGCAGUUUCCAAGAUUCAAGUAUAAUAUUACACCUGAGGAAGUUCCACUUUAUAAUGAAACAUUAGAAUAUAUGAGAAGAGAUAAUUUGGCAAGGAUUGAUAGUGUCACACCAUUUGAUUAUCAUUUUUUUAAAAAACGAUAUGUUGAUUAUAUUUUUACAAUAGCAGCAAGAUUACGUAUUGAACCAAUGAUACGUUAUCAUGCAAUGUUUCUUUUUGAUAGAUUUUCAUCUCGCCAUAUUGAAGAUUGUUUUGGAGCAGUAUGUGAAUCUGAAGAAGGAACAUCAGAUACUAUAAAUUCUGAAAAAUGGAAACAUGUUGAAGCUAAAGUAUCAAGAGAAUUAACAUUACGUGUCAUGACCUGUUUUCAAAUAUCUCUCAAAACAUUUAGUUCUAGAGAUUUUUUGUCAUCUGAUUAUACAGCACGUUGCCUUCAAACUUUUGGUCAUUCAUAUACUAAAGAUACAAUUUUAAAAAGUGAAUUAAAAGUUGUUUUAACUGUUCAAUUUAAAUUUUGGGACAGAGAAAAUCCACUUAUUUAUGUUGAAACAUUACUAGCUGUAUUAUGUAAUAAUUGCCAAUUUCUUGAAGAAAAUAUGGAUUUAUUUUAUCAAAAAUGUAUAUUUGUACUAGAUUACGUUCUUCUUAAUACUCAAGAUAUUUUUAACUUUUUAUUAAUGAACAACUACAAUUAUACUGUUGAUAAUAUUGGUCAAUUACGUUUUAAUCGUCUUUUGUCUGAUUGGUUACUGUUAGCAAGUAGUGUCAUUUAUUGUGCAUCUUUAUCAAUGAAAUUUACAGAAUUUCAAAUAUCUAAUAUGUUAGAUAUUCUUUCAAAGAACACAAUGGUGCCAAUUAAUGAUAUUGAAAAAUUUUCAAAUGCUAUUUUUAAAAAAAUCAGAUACGAUGUUAAUGAAUAA
Strongyloides ratti is the source of this 984-nucleotide messenger RNA. RefSeq names its product Cyclin-like domain-containing protein. The transcript has 2 exons. Gene Ontology annotation, cellular component: site of double-strand break. NCBI's taxonomy places the organism in Eukaryota, Metazoa, Nematoda, Chromadorea, Rhabditida, Strongyloididae. Bases 1 to 984 code for a protein of 327 amino acids. The record is from RefSeq and is a predicted model, not a curated record. Gene Ontology annotation, biological process: reciprocal meiotic recombination.